CGAGCAUUGCAAGAGCCUCACCACAUCGCAGUCGCCAUGCCGCGCAUCCUCAGCAUCAAUCGCGCUAACCAGGCACACACGCCACAUCUCCGCCCGCGAUAUGAGAUAACGCCCUGAUCUUGGACCCGUCGCAUCCCCAUUCCCAUCACCAUCUCCCUCUUCACCACCACCAUGGCUCCCUCGGCCAUCGAUGAGGCGCCGCAACUUGCAGGGCGCAAUCCACCCAAACCUCCACCCAAGCUCUGGAGCGUGUCGGAGCCGCCUUUUGAGGGCUUCAGGCCCAUCGACAAGGAAGGCUGGUCGCGUAGCAACAGCGAAACCGCCAUAAUCAUCGACAAUGGCUCGUCAGCAGUCCGCGCCGGGUGGUCCUUCGAUUCCAAACCCCGGUUGUCAGUACUACCCAACAUGGCUAGGUAUCGCGACCGCAAGCUCAACCGCACCUUUACCUUUGUGGGGUCAGAUGUCUACGCCGACGGCACCGCGCGAGGACAAUCCAAGCCUGUCUAUGAGCCUGGCAGCAACAUCGUGAACAAUUGGGAUGUCAUGGAGGGCGUGCUCGACUACUGCUUCGUCAAGAUGGGCGUAGACGGCCGGUCUGGGCGCAUCGACAGGCCCAUCGUUAUGACAGAGCCCGUUGCCAACCUGGGCUAUUCACGAAAGACCAUGUCUGAAAUCCUCUUCGAGUGCUACGGCGCACCAUCCGUCGCAUACGGUAUCGAUUCGCUCUUCUCCUACUCCUACAACGGCGGUCGCAACGGUCUGGUCAUGGACUCUUCAUACACUUCUACACAUGUUAUUCCCGUGGUAAACUCCAAGCCGCUCCUAUCGCAAACUACUCGUCUGAACUGGGGACGCUUCCAGUCCGCGCAAUACUUGCUGAAGUUACUGAGGCUGAAGUACCCUACAUUUCCCGGAAAGAUCAGUGACAACCAGGCCGAAGAUCUCGUCCGUGAGCACUGCUACGUAUCACAAGACUAUGAGAACGACCUCAGCCGCUAUCUGGAUUGGACGGGCCUCGAAGACCGAGAUCAUACUAUUCAGUUCCCCUACACCGAGCAGAUUGUAGUACAGAAGACUGAGGAAGAGCUGGCUGCCGCGGCAGAAAAGCGGAAGGAGAGUGGUAGAAGAUUGCAGGCUCAGGCUGCAAAGAUGCGGCUUGACAAGCUGAAGAAGAAGGAAGAAGAGUUGGAGUGGUGCAUACAGCUGCAGGCGCAACUGGAGGAGAUUACGACCAAGAAGGAAAAAGCACGCGUGUUAGAGUCGAACGACUUUGACGACGAGAAUCAGCUCAACAAGCGGGUCAAGGAACUGGAAGCUGCCAUCAAGAAGGCUCGCAACAAGGACCUUGGCGACGUCGAAGAAGAACAAGUCGAAGUACCUACAUUCCCCCUGCUCGAAGUUCCGGAUGACCAGCUCGACGAGGAGGGCAUUAAGCAAAAGCGACAGCAGCGGUUGAUGAAGUCCAACUACGAUGCACGCCAGCGUGCCAAGAUCGAAAAGGAGAAGGAGAAGGCGCGUCAGGCAGAAGAGCAACGACUCGACGAUCAACGGCGAGAGACAGACCCUCAAGGCUGGAUAGAAGAGCGCCGGAUAGCCCGUCAAGCCAUUAUUCAGAAGAUGAAGGACCGCGAGCGCCUCAAGGCUGAACUUGGAAACCGAAAGUCGCUCGCUAACCAAAUGCGCAUGAAGUCGAUUGCCAAUCUCGCGUCAGACGCACCCACUAAGAAACGGAGAAGAGGCGGCGGCGACGAUGACACAUUCGGUGCCGACGAUGCAGACUGGGGCGUCUACCGCACCAUCGCCACAGGCGAAGGCUCCGACGAUGAAGAAGAGGAAGACCUCUCCAAGAACCUCAAGGAGAUCGAGUCCCAGCUCCUCCAACAUGACCCAAACUUUACCGAAGAAUCGACUCGCGAAGCACAAACCGACUGGACAAAAUCCAUCCUUCACUCUUUCCUCCACGGACCUUACCCUUACGACACCGAAAGCCAAAAGGAAACGAACCAGAUCCAUCUCAACGUCGAACGCAUCCGCGUACCAGAAGUAGUCUUCCAGCCCACCAUCGCGGGUCUCGACCAAGCCGGCAUCGUGGAGAUCGCAUCCAACAUCCUCACAGAACGCCUGGCAGACUCACCUCAUCGCGACAACGUCUUGAAGGACAUCUUCCUUACCGGCGGCAACACCAUGUUCCAAGGCUUCGAGGAACGUCUGCGCUCUGAACUUCGCGCUGUGCUGCCCGCUGAGCAAGCAAUCAAUGUGAGGAAAGCAGGGGAUUGCGUGCUGGAUGCUUGGCGUGGAGCGGCGCAAUGGGCGGGUAGAAAGGAGUCGAAGCAACAUUUUAUUACUAGGCAGGAGUUCUUGGAAAAGGGCGCUGAGUACAUCAAGGAGCAUGAUCAGGGGAAUGCUGCGUAUUAGGUUGCCUGUCUUGCGUGCAGGUAUGGCAAUGUGUGCAAUUUGCUGAGUUUGUUUGUUCCCUUUCUGUUCUGGUAAUGGGGAUUUGUAGUACAGCUAGCCCCAGGACGUUGUUGUUUCAUGGGUCAAGACUAUCAUAUAAUAUCGUCGUGACGAGAACUCGCUGGCGCGCAUACAGUGUGAUCAUUCUAGACAUUUGUUACUGAAGUACCAUUUCCUUUCAUGUCGAGAUCCAUCCUGUCACUGUCAUUUCCCAGUCACGCCAUUUUUCAGCAGUCCUAUCACAGUGAAAGAGUGAUAAAAAGGCUAGAU
Alternaria rosae is the source of this 2724-nucleotide messenger RNA. RefSeq lists its product as uncharacterized. Gene Ontology annotation, biological process: regulation of DNA-templated transcription. The transcript has 3 exons. Gene Ontology annotation, cellular component: Ino80 complex; cytoplasm. The coding region runs from base 172 to 2415 and encodes 747 amino acids. NCBI's taxonomy places the organism in Eukaryota, Fungi, Ascomycota, Dothideomycetes, Pleosporales, Pleosporaceae. The record is from RefSeq and is a predicted model, not a curated record.